AUGCGCCCAUCACCCCACCUUCUCGCCGCGGUCUCUCGAACCAGACCCUCAACGCUGAAGAAGCCUUCCAUCAGUCUAGACCAUUUCAUCCAAAGACAGCGGGUCCUGUCAUUCUGGCGGGAAAUCGUCCGAGCAUUAAUCAAGGUUCCUCCUUCGUCGACGAGGAGCGAGUUGCGGAACUAUGCGCGUGCUGAAUUCGAGCGUCAUCGUGAAUUGACGGAUUUGGGUUCCAAGGUUGUGUGA
Messenger RNA from Penicillium brevicompactum, 243 nucleotides. RefSeq names its product LYR motif-containing protein 2. The transcript is spliced from 4 exons. The coding region runs from base 1 to 243 and encodes 80 amino acids. The record is from RefSeq and is a predicted model, not a curated record. NCBI's taxonomy places the organism in Eukaryota, Fungi, Ascomycota, Eurotiomycetes, Eurotiales, Aspergillaceae.